AUGAGCAGCUCAGAGAUGAAGGAAUACCUGUGUCAGCAUCAUCUUCCUCAGCUGUUGGAGAGUCUGUUGACAGGUGUCUUGUACCAUCAUCCUGACGACCCCGUCAGCUUCCUGCAGAGCUGCCUGAUCAGAACCAGACAGCUGGGGGGUCCUGAGGCUGUCACCUGGGACACGUUCAUCCAGCCGGACAGACGCCAGCUGAGCCCCACACCCUUUGAACCUGCACCUGAACCCCCAAGAACAGUAUCAUCUGUUCCUCCAACAACACCUCAAAUACCCCCCAAAAUAGCCCCUAUACCCUCUACACCAUCUGUACCCCCCAAAAUAGCCCUAGCCCCUAUACCCUCUACACCAUCUGUACCCCCCAAAAUAGCCCUAGCCCCUAUACCCUCUAUACCAUCUGUACCCCCCAAAAUAGCCCUAGCCCCUAUACCCUCUACACCAUCUGUACCCCCCAAAAUAGCCCUAGCCCCUAUACCCUCUACACCAUCUGUACCCCCCAAAAUAGCCCUAGCCCCUAUACCCUCUAUACCAUCUGUACCCCCCAAAAUAGCCCUAGCCCCUAUACCCUCUACACCAUCUAACAAAACCUUUCAGCUCUACAACAUCCCCAAUAACCCAAACAACACCUCAAAUAGCUCCUACAACUCCACUACCCCCCACAAUAAACCCCAUACUCUCUACAACAUCACCAGUACCUCAAACAACACCAUCAAUAUCUCUUAUAACACCAUCAUACCUCAAACAACACCAUCAAUACCCCGCACAACAGCACCAGUACCCCAAACAACAACAAUGGUGUCCUCCAUCAUCAAAACAACACCACCUGGAACCUCCCCAACAGCUCCUGAACCCAGAUUCCUCCCUGUACCUCCACCUGGACCUGCAGUGACCCCGUCUGUCCACAGUGUGAGGAAGGAUGAAGGAGACACAAAGACCUUCAUCACAGUUGGUCCUCCUUCUGGUCCUCCUCCUCCUCGAGUCCAGUCUCAGGUCUCCAUCGACUCAGACUCUGACAUGACAGAAACGUCUGGACUCCUGCAGGAAGUAAGCAUCCCACCUCCUCAGAGGCCACGCCCCCUCAUCAUCUUCAUCAUCGGCGGUCCAGCGAGUGGGAAGGGAAGUCAGGCGGCGAGGCUUGCUCAUUACUUCCGCUUCAGAGUCAUCUCAUUGGAUGAGCUGCUCAGGAGGCAGUUACUAAGCCCCGCCUCACCCAGCAAGAAGUGGGAGGUUCUUUCAGAGAUGAUGGGUCACGGGGAGCUCGGACCUCAGGUCAGAACUAACCAGGAGGAGACAGUCUCUGAGCUGAGCCAUCACCUGAUUGGUCAGAAGGAGGUCAGAGGGGUCAUCGUGGAUGGGUUCCCUCAGGACGUCCACCAGGCGCUCAGCUUCCAGGAGCAGACUGGAUCUCCUGACCUGGUUGUGUUGCUGCUCUGCUCCAACCAGACGCUCCGUUGUCGUCUGCAGAAACGAGCCGCUCUGCUCGGUCUCCUUGGGGACAACAGCUCUGCCCUCAGGAGACGCCUGGAGACGUUUCAGAGGGACAUCGUCUCCAUCAGCAGAUACUACAGACAGCUACACCUUCUGAUACAGGUGGAUGCAGAUCGGGAGGAGGACGUGGUUUUAGCUGAUCUGUGUUCAGCCAUCAGAGGCAAACUGUGUCUCCAGGAUGUCUCAGAUCCAGCUGAUGACCCAGAAUGCAGCAGUUCUGUCCCCGUCACACCCAAAACACCUGUGUAACUCUGUGAACCAAUCAGUGAUCAGUAUUUUUACCUGUUGAUACUCCAUGUGAUGUCACACAGUUUAAGACUGUGAUCACCUGUCAAACCUCUGGUUACUAUGGUUACACAGCAGACGUGUCUUGUCCUGAUUAGAAAAUCAAAAUUUGUAGAUUUUGUGAGUGAAGUCAAAAUGUGACGGUGAAGGUUUGAUUUCAACCGGAUCAGAGGUCAGAGGUCAGAGUUACAGACUGUAGGUGUUUAAUGUUUCACAGUCACAGAUUGAUGAGAUUAAAUUAACAAAUUAAAUCUAAUUUUACACCCUAAAACAUCUUCUAACUGAAACCUGUAACUUCACAUCAUCACAUCUUCAUCUGACAGGUCAUGUGACAGCUGCUGUAACACUACUGUGAUGUCAUAAUCAUGUUAAUUAUAUAUGUGACAAACUGAUGUGAUGUCAAUGUUAUUGAUACUGUGAUAGAGUUAUAUUGAUAAUAUCAAUAUUGUA
Messenger RNA from Epinephelus fuscoguttatus (brown-marbled grouper), 2226 nucleotides. RefSeq lists its product as uncharacterized. Gene Ontology annotation, molecular function: ATP binding; AMP kinase activity. Gene Ontology annotation, cellular component: cytoplasm; cytosol. The coding region runs from base 1 to 1740 and encodes 579 amino acids. Gene Ontology annotation, biological process: nucleoside triphosphate biosynthetic process. The record is from RefSeq and is a predicted model, not a curated record. Lineage: Eukaryota; Metazoa; Chordata; Actinopteri; Perciformes; Serranidae. The transcript has 9 exons.